Messenger RNA from Stylophora pistillata, 1019 nucleotides. Its product is annotated as homeobox protein MSX-1. Gene Ontology annotation, biological process: embryonic morphogenesis; regulation of transcription by RNA polymerase II. Lineage: Eukaryota; Metazoa; Cnidaria; Anthozoa; Scleractinia; Pocilloporidae. The record is from RefSeq and is a predicted model, not a curated record. Gene Ontology annotation, molecular function: DNA-binding transcription factor activity, RNA polymerase II-specific; RNA polymerase II transcription regulatory region sequence-specific DNA binding. Gene Ontology annotation, cellular component: nucleus.
GCAGCUUUGUCUCCGAGUUAAGCAAUCCGCCAGCACUCCUCUUGGGACAAAUAAGUGUCUUCAGUCCAUCCUGAGAAGAACAACCCAUGGAGGAUAGAAUUAGCGAUUCUGAAGAUAACAGUUCUUUGCAAGCGCCCCCAGCGGCCAAACCAUACCUGUCUUUCUCGAUAGAGAACAUAUUAAGCGAAGGAAAAUUUGGACCGAGAGCCAAGCGAAGCACUGAGUACGCCCCGAAGUGUGAUGGCUCAAGGAAACCGUCUAUGCAGACGCUACUUUCACGCCUACCUUGGCUUGCGUACACAAGGUACUGUCCGCCGAAAAUCCCAAGAUCGAAAACUCGAAAAGGCUCUCGCCGACAUAAACUGGACAGAAAUCCCAGGAUUCCCUUCUCUUCAUCCCAGCUGGCAGCACUGGAAGCCAAAUUCAUUCAGACCCAGUACCUUUCAGGAUCUGAAGUGAGGGAUUUAUCGUCCUCUUUGAGAGUCACGGAGCACAGAGUUAAGAUUUGGUUUCAGAAUCGAAGAGCUCGCGAAAAAAAGACACAAGCAGAAAGUUCCGUAGACCCCGGUUCACCUCAAGUGCAAAGUACGUAAUACUUCAGACUUCUAAGCUAUAUCAAGACGUGCAAAAAAGAGAGGAAGUCUUUAUAUCAGUCGAGACAAACUUGAACAAUGGCACCAGCUUUUAGAACUGUUACCAUUUAAUUUCUUAUCGAUUCUGUUACCUUUUCCUAUUGGAACAAUUUUCAACUGAGUAUCAGUUGCUUUUACCUAACUCUGCUCUGUGAUUGGUCUAGAAAAAUCACACCAUCCUCUCAGCCAAUCAGAUGCAAACUUAAAACCACUUUGAGUUUCAUUGGCUAAUAAUAAUGUAAACUGUUGUUCUGAUUGGUCGCUGAGAUUACUUUGCGUUUGGUUUUAUGGCGUUCACUUGAAAAUUGCUCUAUUGUGUAAUGAGAAAAUUGUUGUUAUUGAUGUUGUUGGUCACAAAUAGUGAAUAUAGAAAAUAAAUCAUUUUUU